AUGUCGGACCUCUUCCACACUCAGUUCCCAGGGUUGGUGUGCACAGUCACAGCCGGAGGAGCCGUAGCCGAGAGAAAGACGACUGCCACCCGAAUCGCGGGGACCAUCCGCCUCUUUGGGAUGGACCAGGUUGGUCAGCUCGCCAAAAUCUCGGAGGUCCUUCAUGCCUGCGGCAUGACCAUCCUCAACCUGUAUGUGACGACCGGCGUCUGUGACGUGGAGACCUGUGAGUUUGUGGUGCGCGAAGGCGGUCCUCUCUCCGAGAACGUCAUCACUGUGGCAGCGAUGAACAAGGAGACCUUUGAAGAGGAGGCCUUCCGAAACGAGGUGGAGGACGCCUCCCAAGAGGUAGGCUACGCUGUGACAUCGAUCAUCCUUGAGGGUGAGAAGCACCGGCCACAGCAACUUGCGCGAUACUACCUUAACCGCAAGAGCUUCAUGGGUGAGUGGGCCAAAGGCCACACGAAGCCGUCCUGCAUCCUCGCAGCGUCGUAG
Molecule: messenger RNA, 495 nt
Organism: Symbiodinium necroappetens
Lineage: Eukaryota; Dinophyceae; Suessiales; Symbiodiniaceae
Source: the annotation of a GenBank genome assembly